AUGCUGCGCGCCUUGCGCCGUUCGAAGCGGCGCUCGUCGUCACUUGAACUGCUUGUGGAGGAGCUGUUGUGGACCCGCCCGAAGGGACACACGACAAACACUAACAGCUACGCCGGCAGGAUCCUCUUGGUGUUCUGGUGGCUCGCUGUGUUCGUACUCACCAACGAGUUCGCCGGGCACCUCAUGGCCAGCAUUGCCAUCAAGAGAGAGCCACCACGAUACCGAUCCGUGGAAGACGUCGCGUACCAGAGCUCCAUACGACCGCUGAUCUGGAAGGACACAGCGUUUGAUGCCUACGUGCGGGCGUCGCCGAAGGACUCACUGCGCGCCCUUGCCAGUCUGGCGCUUCGCCACGACGGAUUCGUGCCCCUGAGCGAACUCUACUCCGAAGCUUCCCUGAAGCAGCUGUACAGUGGUCGCGCUGUCUUAAUCAACGACCGAGACGGCAGCAUGUAUUCACUCGCCAAACGCUGCCGUGUCACCGGAGGAAGGUUGUACGUGGCUCCGGAGUUCCUCUUCACGUCUUUCAGCACCGUCGCCUACUCCAAGAAGCUGCCAGCGGACCUGCAGAAGAGGAUUCAGACGAAAAUGAGGGCCAUCAUGGAGUCAGGGCUGCGCCUCGAGUGGUACAACGAAGGCGUCAAGGACUGGCACCUCUGCCGGGACAUGCAACGGUCCGGCGCCUCCAAAGCUGGCGUGCUGUCUUUCGAUGAACUCAGCUACGACGACAUGGCGGCCAUAUUCGUCCUGUGGGGCAUCAUGACGACGUUCUCUCUCGUCGUAUUCCUGACAGAGAUGUGUUUUUACACCAUGACAGUGAAACGCCACCGCCUGCUUCCACGCAAAAAACGCUUGAAGUAACUAAACUACUGUCAAUCGCACCGGUAAAUGUCAAAGCCAUUUUGCCAAUAAUGACCCUUGUGACA
This is a messenger RNA of Rhipicephalus sanguineus (brown dog tick), 926 nucleotides long. RefSeq lists its product as uncharacterized. The coding region runs from base 1 to 861 and encodes 286 amino acids. Gene Ontology annotation, molecular function: ligand-gated monoatomic ion channel activity. The transcript is spliced from 4 exons. NCBI's taxonomy places the organism in Eukaryota, Metazoa, Arthropoda, Arachnida, Ixodida, Ixodidae. The record is from RefSeq and is a predicted model, not a curated record. Gene Ontology annotation, cellular component: membrane.